Molecule: messenger RNA, 2228 nt
Organism: Erigeron canadensis
Lineage: Eukaryota; Viridiplantae; Streptophyta; Magnoliopsida; Asterales; Asteraceae
Product: L-type lectin-domain containing receptor kinase VIII.2-like
Exons: 1
Coding region: 62-2083 (673 amino acids)
Biological process (GO): protein phosphorylation
Cellular component (GO): plasma membrane
Molecular function (GO): protein kinase activity; carbohydrate binding; ATP binding
Source: RefSeq, a predicted model, not a curated record
AAAGUACCAAACAUUCUAUUUAUCUUCUCUAAUACCUUCCAUCUCAUUUUUACUUCAAACCAUGAAAAAGUUAUUAGCAUUUAUCAUCUUAUUCUUUCAUGUUGUAUCAACUGAUAGCAAUAAACCAAAAGAUGGAGUUGUUAUUAAUGUCACAAAACACUUUUCUUUCCAAAAUUUCAACACCCCAGUAAAUCUUCAUAAUCUCAUGCUACUUGGCAGCUCCAAUAUUGAUAAAAAGGGCCGGGUUCAAAUACCCGAUACAACAAACAUAAAUGUCGAUUUCAAACACUUGGCUGGUCGCGCAGUUUAUGCUUUUCCAGUCCGGGUUUUUGACCCUGUCACACGAACCCCGGCUUCUUUCCAAACAACUUUCUCAUUUCAGCUUGAAACCAUACAAUCAAACGCAUCUUUUACCGACGAAAAUGGUGGUGAGAGUGGUCAUGAUUAUGGCGGAAGUGGUUUCACGUUCAUUUUAGCACCUGAUGAGUUCACAGUGGGACGGCCUGGACCGUGGUUAGGCAUGCUAAAUGAUGCGUGUGAUGAAGAAUAUAAAGCCGUAGGGAUCGAAUUUGAUACACGCAAAAAUGUCGAAUUCAAGGACCCUAAUGAUAACCAUGUUGGGAUCAAUUUGGGUUCCAUUAUUUCAACUAUCACAGUUAAUGUAUCUGAAUUUGGUGUUAACUUGAAAGAUGGUGAGAUACAUAGAGCUUGGAUUAAUUACCAUGGUAAAGACCGAGUGCUGGACAUACGAUUAGGUUCUGACCGCCUUGGUUACCCUUCAAAACCUGUAUUUUCCGGGCAACUUGAUAUAUCCGAGUUUUUGAAAGAGUAUAUGUUCGUUGGGUUCUCGGCUUCUACUGGAAAUUUUACUCAGAUUCAUAACUUGAUUUCCUGGAACUUUACGUCAACUAGUCAAGCUUCUCUUCGUGUACCCUCACCUGAAGCCUGUGAAAACAAGAUUGUCGUUGAUAAUGGCGAUAACGAUGGUGAUAAUGACCGUGACACGUUGGAGAGUUUCUUUAUAUUCAUGGCAGUGGUUUUGCUUGUGAUUGUUGGUUUUGUGAGUUUAUACUACAACAGAAAGCGAACUGGAGAGGAAUCGAAUGAGGUGGCCAUGCUUCCUGCAGCAAAAGAACGACCUCGUCCACCAAACAAACCACGACACUUCACCAUUGCGGAGAUUUCAUCGGCUACUCGGUGUUUUGAUGAGUUACACAAGCUGGGAUGUGAUGAAACAGGGGAUACGUACAAGGGUAGUUUGUUAAACGGGUGCCCUGUGGUGGUUAAGAGGUUCUCAACGGGUUAUUAUGCAUCACGUGGUGUUAACAGGCGUCGCAUGGGCAAAGAGAUCAAGUUAAUGAGCAAGUUACGCCACCCUAAUUUGGUGGCGAUUAGAGGGUGGUGCUUUGACCACCAAGAGACCAUGGUAGUCUAUGAUUAUGUACCCAAUGGAACCUUCAACGAUUGGCUUUAUGGGAUUGGUGUUUUGCCAUGGAGUCGACGGCUCAAGGUGAUCCGAGAUGUGGCACACGCAUUGACUUACCUCCAUUCACAAAAACUCGCUCACAAGAAUGUGAAGACAGGUAGUGUAUUUAUCGAUGUAAGUUUCCGAGCCUUGCUUGGGGAUUACGGGUUUGUGAUGCCAGGUGUGGAUUCAAACCGGUUUGAGGAUGCAGUGAGUCAACCAACGGAUGUUUUUGAGUUUGGGGUGCUUGUAUUAGAGGUUGUUGCAGGUAGGACUAGGUACCAGUCUGGGUCUGACACUCAAAGCGAUGGUGAGGGGUCAGACUUGGACCUAUUAGAAUGGGCUUGGAACAUGCAUGUGAUGAACGAGAAAGAAAAAGUUGUUGAUACAAAGAUAGGUUCAGCGUUGAACAUGGACCAGGCGAUUCAGGUAAUGGAGAUCGGGUUAUUGUGUACAUUGAAAGAAAAUAAAGGUCGUCCGAGUAUGGCAGAGGUGGUCGAAUAUGUGCAUUUUGAGAAGGAAGUUCCUGAACUGCCCUCAAGUCGGCCGAUGUCUCUGUUUCCUUAUACAAGCACAACAGAGCUUUGUUAUAAUUCUUACAUAUGCCCUUUCAAGUAAUCCUACAUUACAGUAGUUUAUACCUAGAGUUGCAUUUGAUAUACCGUUAUCAUUAAUGUAAUCUAGACAAAAUUGUAUUAUUAAUCUGUCAAUUGUAAAUCAGGCCCUCCUAUGUAAUUGUUUUUGAGGUAAAGUGUUUAUCAUA